Rotaria sp. Silwood2 is the source of this 627-nucleotide messenger RNA. Lineage: Eukaryota; Metazoa; Rotifera; Eurotatoria; Philodinida; Philodinidae. The record is from the annotation of a GenBank genome assembly.
AUGGAUCUCGACAGCGGAUCUACCUAUGAUUUUAAGGUUAUUGCUAUAUUAAAAACUGGUAGAUUGAAAGUGACGUCUGUUGUUUCAAUCAAAGUCCCUCAAUGGAGUGGUCUUCAACCUCGACAACUUGGUCUUCUGAUACGUCCAUCCAUGAUGCUUGCAACACAGAAUGUUGAUCAAGCCAAAGCCUUGAUCGAUCGAGGAAUAGCAUCAGAUGGAACAUAUCCGAAUGGUUCUGCUUAUAUUAUGAACACAACCGAUUCAACUAGAAGUUUUCGUGCAAAAAUCUUCUCUGUUUCAAAUUUAGGAAAUGCGCUGGGAUUAAUCCACGUUAGUAAUAUUAUGACAAACAAAUUUCCACCAUGUGCUGUGGCGAAUCAUUUGAUUUCUGCUGGUGGAAUGCUUACUGGUUUUAGUCAGAUGUCCGCUCUUGAAUUUAUUGCUGAUGGUGCUACAGGAACAUUUGGUACUGUCAGUGAACCAUGUGCUUAUUCUCAAAAAUUUCCCUUCCCAAGUUUAGUGAUAUCACACUACACGAAGGGUGAAACUCUUAUUGAAGCCUAUUGGAAAAGCAUUCUACAAGUGUUUCAAAGUGUAUUUGUCGGAGAACCUUUAGCCAAUCCUUGA